Drosophila eugracilis is the source of this 1306-nucleotide messenger RNA. Its product is annotated as homeobox protein Mohawk. The coding region runs from base 185 to 1087 and encodes 300 amino acids. The transcript has 5 exons. Gene Ontology annotation, cellular component: nucleus. Gene Ontology annotation, molecular function: RNA polymerase II cis-regulatory region sequence-specific DNA binding; DNA-binding transcription factor activity, RNA polymerase II-specific. Gene Ontology annotation, biological process: muscle organ development; regulation of transcription by RNA polymerase II; cell development. NCBI's taxonomy places the organism in Eukaryota, Metazoa, Arthropoda, Insecta, Diptera, Drosophilidae. The record is from RefSeq and is a predicted model, not a curated record.
CGAAAAAGCAAAAGCACUUGUCAGAUAAAAAAUCAACAAAUUUACAAAACAUUCUCAGAAAAUUUAAGCCGAACACAGAGUGAGAAAAAAGAAAAUCAACCGCAAAGCCAAAAAACAUGAAAAUCUGUAGGCCAGAAAUAGAGUCACCCACAGUUUUGAAAAUAAAUUAACUUACAAGAAUUUCAUGGACAAGUCAUCGCGUCCCAAACGAAAUCGUCGUCACAGCAGACGCGCCUGGCCACCGGAAGAAGAGCCACAGUCAGCAGCAACACGACCUACAAAACGAUUGUUUACGCCCGACAUUAAAAGAAUGCUUAAGGAUUGGCUGAUACGUCGUCGGGAGAACCCUUAUCCCAGCAGGGAGGAAAAAAAACAGCUCGCGGCGGAGACUGGGCUAACCUAUACCCAGAUCUGCAAUUGGUUCGCAAACUGGCGAAGAAAGCUGAAGAACUCUGAGCAAGAAAAGGCUAAGAAAUCGUGGGGUCACCUAAUAAAGAAUUAUAACCACAAUGCAAGGGGCAAUGUAGAACAAUUUAGCAUCUCGUCAGAGGACAGUAUAUGGGAGGAGGAAAUGCGCGUGGAUGAUGACGAUGGCGACGAUGACGAUGAGUUGUCCAGCCAUAGCACUGGCAGCGAUGGGAAUGCCAAUAAUGAUUCAUCUUCUCCAUAUAAGCAAAAUUUUUAUUUAGAAUAUGGAGACUUGUCCGGACGGAUACCAAUCUUAGAAGAAGUACAGAAGGGGGGCAGGACCAAGUACAAGAACCAGAUGAUGGAGAAAUACAUGCGGGAUAGUUCUACAACGGAAGCGGCCAAUCAACCGGGGACUCAAUUUAAGAAAUGGCUUGACAGUGCUUCUAAAUUCACGCCGGAAAGGAACAAUUAUCACAUUGAGUGGAAUAUGAGCAGGCAGAAGAGCAACAGUACAACUAGCUGUGGGUCGGUGAUCUUCACAAGCGAGCCUGCUGCGGCUGAUCGCGCUAACUGCUGGAUGCUCCAUCACAAGGAUGAGCUCGAUGCCGCUGAGGCCUUGGCCAACCUCGCCUUUAACUACAGGCAGCGCUGGCACCAUACCAUGAUCAGCUCGUAGGCCAGACAACCGAAGACUUCACAACUGACGCCAUCAUUCCAGCAGAAGUUUUAUGCACCGUUGGAAAAAGCAAUCUAGUCAUACAAUAUUUCUGAUUUUUAUAUCCGAACUUUCUUAACAGUACUUGGUUACACAUUUUGUUAAGGUCAAUCAUAUCUGUAAAAAUGAAUAUCAGUUCGAAAAUAAACAAUUUUUUUGCAAAAAAUUUUAGAUUGAAAA